Molecule: messenger RNA, 3468 nt
Organism: Eleginops maclovinus (Patagonian blennie)
Lineage: Eukaryota; Metazoa; Chordata; Actinopteri; Perciformes; Eleginopidae
Product: ankyrin repeat domain-containing protein SOWAHC-like
Molecular function (GO): protein binding
Source: RefSeq, a predicted model, not a curated record
UGACCCGUAGUCAUUAACGGUCCUACUUUAUUCAUUUCUGCCCCGGAGGAUAACUCGGUGGACAUUCGUGUGCGGGACAACUACAGUAUGUUAUUAUGAGCGUAUUGAAAGUGGUUUAGUUACUUUACAAUGGCCUCCGAGUGCACGCAAGAGACUAUUCUGAACUUUCUAAAGGAGAACGGCGGCAAAGUGAGAAACGCGGAUUUAAUUGCACACUUUAAAGCCGUAUUCCCGGAGGAGCCGGGGAGGAAAGCGGCUAUGCGGCAGACAUUUAAAAACUACGUGGACAACAUUGCUUAUGUGAAAAGUGAGGUUGGAGUUAAAUAUGUCUGCGUAAAGAAGAAGUUCCUCAGUUCGGAGAGGGAGCAGCGGAGUGUGACGGAGGACGAGGCGGUGAUGGCGAACGGCAUGCCUACACACGUUAAAUUCAGAGGAACUAGUUCUCCGUUAUUCUCCCGCAGGUGCACACGGCACGCAGGUUGUGCUGAUGACGCGGCGGAGGACUCAGCCCUGCACACACCUGGCUCAGGUUACGGAAAUGACAGCCAGAUAAGAGUUCCGCAUGUUUUCCCCUCCGAAACUAUUCACCCGGACAUAACAGCCGACAACAAGUGUCGAGAGUUUGUUUGCCCAGGCGAGGACAGCUGCCCAGGCGAGAUGGGAAACAGAGGAAGCAUCAAAAGAGAGAAGUCCAGGAAGGAGCAGGAGAGAAAUGCGCCUCACCCCCCUGAGAUAUCACUGAUUAGAGCAUCGCCUCUCGCCGCAGAGGGGCCUGUGUUCAUCCUGCCAGGGCCUGCACACACCGCUCCUCUCAGAAACACUCUGUCCCUGGAGGGCCUGAAGGAGCAGUCUGAUGAUGAGGAGGAUGAUAAAGGUCAGUUAGACACACACAGUUUGUCUGGCAGUGAAGGGAACGCGAGCCCCAAAGGCAGCCGGGAACACUUCCUCCAGGUGAUGAUGAGCAGCUCCCCCCAGGUGAGGCACAGCAUUGCGUUUCGCAACUCUGUCUACCUGUCCUCCAGGAAUGAUGGGGACUCUGCUUCCCUCGCUUCCUCUGGCAUGGACGACGAAAGCAGGACAUCAGUGAGCCUUGACCCGCUGGAGCACGAGUGGAUGAUGUGUUCCUCAGAUGGGGAGUGGGGCAGCUUGUACCAGCUCCUCUCCACGGAGCCUAGCCUGGUCCUCAAGAAAGACUUUGUCUCCGGGUUCACCUGCCUGCACUGGGCCGCCAAGCACGGCAAGCCUGAGCUCAUAGCACUCAUCAUCAACUUCGCCAAGCAGCACCAUGUUCCCAUUAGUGUUGAUGUUCGCUCCAACACGGGCUACACACCACUGCACAUCGCUGCCAUCCACAACCACAUGGAGGUGGUGAAGCUGCUGGUGGGGGCCUACAGUGCAGAUGUGGAGAUCAGAGACUACAGCGGGAAGAAGGCCUGCCAGUACCUCACUGACAACGUGAGCCUGGACAUACGGGACAUCAUAGGAGCGUACGAGCAUUCUGAGUCAAAGAACGCAGAGAAUAGAGAUGGAGUCCGCUGGAGGUUCUCCAAGGUGCUCCAGUCCAAGCCCCUCAAACUGCUCACCCCAAACGACGGUGACUGUGUGGAUGGAGAGGCUCCACCCAGACAGAAGGUGGUCCGCAGCAAGUCUUCACUCAGCAGGAUGAAGCCCAGGCUGCAGAAGCUGCGCUACAGAGCAUCGCAGAUCGUCCACAGCACAUCUUUCCAUGACCCAGAGGAGAUGGGGGACUCUGUGAGAAGGUCCUUUAGGUCCAGACCCAAGACAAGUUUCUUUGGCUGAGACGAGCACCGUGCCAGGGCUGGGGGUGGUGCACUGGGAGGAGACAGGUAACGCACACAGUGGUUUACAGUAUAUUGACAGAACAGAUUACAUGAGUUUUGAGCUGGGGUGCAACGUAUUGUCAUUGCAGGGUAAAGCUCACACUUACAUAUUUACUAUCAAAAUGCAAUCAUUUUUAUGCAAAAGAAUCAACAAUUCUGCAAAACUAGGCUAAUACUUGAUCAUUUUGUAUGACGUUAGUACUUAAUCAGGCAGCGAUAAAAGGGGAAGUGACUUCAACAUGUAUCUCACGACUAUAAUGUUUCAAACACUUGGAUUUCAAUAUUUUAAUAUCUGCGAAAAGGCUAAGGCUCAUCAGGAUCUAUCUGUGCUGGUACAACAAGUCAAUAGUCAAUCUUUGUAAUCAUAAUUUAAAACCUAUCUUUGUAGUUAUUGUGUAUUUUUCUAUCAUUUACCAAAUUAUAUGAAAGAACCCAAGGAGUCUCAGGGGCUUUGUUGACUCUGGUAUUCCCUAAAGCUUUUUCCUCUUAGUGAUGAUGGAAAUACUCUUUCCCUGCAGCAGCAGAUCAGUAACAGUCAGUUACUAUAGCCAGCAUUGAUGCACCCUACUGUAAGUGUUUAUCAGUGUCGGCUGACAACAGAUGCUGAAGUGUGCAGGGUGACAUGGUUUGUGAUGCAGGUCAGGCUGCUGCUCUCUAUCAGCACAGCUGACACUAGAGCCUCCUGACCUUCAGUCUGUUAUCUGCAGGCCCAUUUGUGCGUCAUGACAGAGGCCUUCAGGUCAUUUACCUUAACAUACGGUAAUCUGUGCAGAGGAAAAGGAUUUGACUAUUUUGGACUGAAAGGAUGUUUAAAACCUCAGCUCUGCGGGCAAAGUAAAUAUCCUCUCCCUGCUUUUAGUCUCCAAUGACUCAUGUUUGUGGGUAAAAAAGUCCCAGUCCUCUGCUGGAACUACUAAAGCCAUCUGGAAUAAUCCUCUGCACAGCCCUGACGUUUCCAAGUGGUUUACUGGACAGGAAUGUACAAGGUGUUUAACGUGUAUAGAACCAGCAGCAUCAGGAAGGUGUUUGAGUGUGUCUUUGGUCACACACGGUACAAGCAAGAGGUGCUGAGGUUGAAGUAUCGAACAGGUAUCUCUACCAGGGGUUUCUACUCGAGACUCUUUCAUUAUUCUAGACACUUUUCCUAUGCAACCACACGUUAGAAUCCUUCAACCUUUUCAGCGUUUACAGCGAGCAUUUAAACAUGUAUUCAUACGAUACUGUGAUGGAGGGAAAUCUGGCGGUAACUCCAUGUUCAGUGCUCUUUUCAGACAGUCCAGGAGUAUUUGUUGUGUAUUUAAGCUACCAGUGUAACCUAUGACAGUAUGACUCAGUACCUAUCCGCUGCUUCCCAAAUGAACAAACCCGAUGUGUGUGUACAGUUAACCUCAUGUUAUUUGUCAUCGUUCUUCUCGGUACUGUAUCUUCAUUUUUUACAGAAUCUAAAUGGCACCUUUUUAAAUCUUUUUUAAGCACAACUUUGCACACUUGUAUACAAAGCUCUCCGAUUUCAUUUGCACAUUGUGAUCAAAAGUGAUUAGUCGUAUACUUGUACCGGUAAAAGGGUCAUUAUCAUGAUGUUUUUACUCUGAAUAAAUAACACUGUACAUCAGUGCAAACUUCUGAA